AUGGUUGAGCUGUGGAAUUCACUGCUAGGGUUGAGCUGUGGAAUUCACUGCUGCAGAGGGUUGAUCUGUGGAAUUCACUGCUGUAGAGGGUUGAACUGUGGAAUUCACUGCUGUGGAGGGUUGAACUGUGGAAUUCACUGCUGUAGAGGGUUGAGCUGUGGAAUUCACUGCUGCAGAGGGUUGAUCUGUGGAAUUCAUUGCUGUAGAGAGUUGAACUGUGGAAUUCACUGCUGUAGAUGGUUGAACUGUGGAAUUCACUGCUGUAGAUGGUUGAGCUGUGGAAUUCACUGCUGUAAAGGGUGGAACUGUGGAAUUCACUGCUGCAGAGGGUUGAACUGUGGAAUUCACUGCUAUAGAGGGUUGAGCUGUGGAAUUCACUGCUGCAGAGGGUUGAUCUGUGGAAUUCACUGCUGUAGAGGGUUGAGCUGUGGAAUUCUCUGCUGUAGAGGGUUGAGCUGUGGAAUUCACCACCAUGGAAGGUCGUGUUGUGGAAUUCACUGCUGUAGAGGGUGGAACUGUGGAAUUCACUGCUGUAAAGGGUGGAACUGUGGAAUUCACUGCUGUAGAGGGUUGAGCUGUGGAAUUCACCACCAUGGAAGGUCGUGUUGUGGAAUUCACUGCUGUAGAGGGUUGAUCUGUGGAAUUCACCACCAUGGAAGGUCGUGUUGUGGAAUUCACUGCUGUAGAGGGUUGAGCUGUGGAAUUCACUGCUGUAGAGGGUUGAGCUGUGGAAUUCUCUGCUGUAGAGGGUUGAGCUGUGGAAUUCACCACCAUGGAAGGUCGUGUUGUGGAAUUCACUGCUGUAGAGGGUUGAGCUGUGGAAUUCACUGCUGUAGAGAGUUGAACUGUGGAAUUCACUGCUGUAGAGGGUUGAGCUGUGGAAUUCACCACCAUGGAAGGUCGUGUUGUGGAAUUCACUGCUGUAGAGGGUUGAACUGUGGAAUUCACUGCAGUAAAGGGUGGAACUGUGGAAUUCACUGCUGUAGAGGGUUGAGCUGUGGAAUUCACCACCAUGGAAGGUCGUGUUGUGGAAUUCACUGCUGUAGAGGGUUGAACUGUGGAAUUCACUGCUGUAAAGGGUGGAACUGUGGAAUUCACUGCUGUAGAGGGUCGAGCUGUGGAAUUCACUGCUGUGGAGGGUGCGACACCCGCUCAUUUCCAAGAUGUAUUUAA
Colossoma macropomum (tambaqui) is the source of this 1173-nucleotide messenger RNA. RefSeq names its product keratin-associated protein 5-5. The coding region runs from base 1 to 1173 and encodes 390 amino acids. Lineage: Eukaryota; Metazoa; Chordata; Actinopteri; Characiformes; Serrasalmidae. The record is from RefSeq and is a predicted model, not a curated record. The transcript has 4 exons.